Paramecium tetraurelia is the source of this 1377-nucleotide messenger RNA. RefSeq lists its product as uncharacterized. The record is from RefSeq and is a predicted model, not a curated record. Lineage: Eukaryota; Ciliophora; Oligohymenophorea; Peniculida; Parameciidae. The transcript has 4 exons.
AUGAGAAUAAUUUUGUCAUUAUUGAUAUUUAGAUGCACAAUCUGUGAAGUAUUAACUAAUAAUACUACCGUCUCUCAUGAUUUACAAUCAGCAUAUCAAUACUUGAUUGAAAAUGAAAAUUAGUUGAUACUUGGUUAAUGGAAAGUAAACUCAAAACACCCGGUUUACUUAAGCAUCAAUUUUGAUAGCAAGAACUUCAUUUUACAGGUCUAUCUCAGACAGAAUAAUAACUAAAGAGAGCCUUACUUUAUGAGACUGAGCUACUUAUUGAAUAAUAGUUCCUAUUACUUUGAUUCAGUCUAAAAUCGAAUGACUUGGAAAAAUGUCUUAACCUAAAUUACUCUGUAAAUUAACAGAAAUCAUACUCCAUAGUAUUGCAAAGCAACACUUGAAUUAGAAAUUCAAAAACCAAAAAAUCUUCAAAUUUAUAGUGAUUUUGACAACGCUUGUUAGCUGACUGAAGAGAAAAUAUAUCUAUACAUCUCUCACAAUUCUAUGCAAAUGUUAAUCUAUUUAGCACUUAUCAUUUUCAUUUAAAUGUUUCAAAUAUUUAAUUCACAUCACUAUUUUAAUUCAGACCCUAGACCAAAUUAGGGAGGAUCAAUCACGAUGUCAAUUAUACUUACUCAAGACAUUUAUAUGUGCAUAUUUAACAUACUCCUAUUUGAUACCAUAGGAUUAUGCUUCUAUAUUCCUUGUUUAGGUUCUCAAAUGAUUACCAUUUUAUUUGAUCUAAAAAUGAAAGUUAAAUUAGCACAAACAGCAAACUAUGAUAUGAAGGAAAUUGUAUUUUUUUUCGUUUAGUUUCUAAUCAUUACAUUUUUAUUCCUUUAAAUAUAAAACUCAUAUGGAUAAAUCCUUCUGAAUUUGAUUUUGCUUCCUUAAAUAUUAUUCACAUUUUUUACAGGAAAACGAUAGAGAUUUAACUCUAACUAUAUUGGAAUCCUAUUUCCAAGAUUGUUAUUUUCGCUAUACUUUACAGGAUAUUCUAAUAACAUUUUAAUGCUUAAAUAUAAUAUAGUCAUUUUUGGAACCAUCAUUCUAAUUUUUCUAAUAUAAUCCUUAAUUUACUAUUUUCAAUGUCAUUAUGGAUUGUUCAUCCUUUCGAAUAAAAAAUUUAAUUAUCUCAUCAAGUAGACAAAUGAUCAUUCCAAAAUAGAUUGUUCAAUUUGUUUGGUCAAUCUAACAAGUCCCCCAGAACUUAUCCUAAAUUCAGAAGAACCUGUUCAUAUCCAAACUUUAAAUAUGGCUACUUAACUGCAAUUAUUAAUGAGCACUCCAUGCAAUCAUAUAUUUCAUCCCUUUUGUUUGAUAUAAUGGAUGUAAAUUAACCUUACGUGCCCACUGUGUAAGAGUUCGCUUCCUUAAAUAUAUUGA